This is a messenger RNA of Daphnia carinata, 1440 nucleotides long. Its product is annotated as carboxypeptidase B-like. Bases 87 to 1367 code for a protein of 426 amino acids. The record is from RefSeq and is a predicted model, not a curated record. Gene Ontology annotation, molecular function: zinc ion binding; metallocarboxypeptidase activity. The transcript is spliced from 11 exons. Gene Ontology annotation, biological process: proteolysis. Lineage: Eukaryota; Metazoa; Arthropoda; Branchiopoda; Diplostraca; Daphniidae.
GCUUAUAGCAACCACUAGUGAUUUACUACGACUAGUUAUUUAUUCCCAACCGCCAGUUUCAACUAGAACGUGCAAGGAUACCAAUCAUGAGAUUUUUCCUCCUCUUGGCAUUACUUGCCGCAUCGGCUUUGGCCGCCCAGAAGCGCUACGAUGGCUACAAGGUAUUUCAAGUGAAAGCUCACGAUUUGUCUUCAUUCCACGCCAUCGCCCAGCUUCACGCUGAGCAGAGCAGCAUUUACGAUUUCUGGACUGAACCGCGAAGCCUCGAUGACCCCAUGGAUAUCAUGGUCCCCCCGGCUUACAUGCAAGCAUUUGAUCAGCUGCUGCAAACUCACAAUUUGCGUCACCGAGUUAAAAUCGCCGAUGUCCAGAGUGCAAUUGAAAACAACCUUAAAGGCCAGGCUGCACCUAGCGUAGUCCAAGAGCCUCGUUCCGGUUCUCUUCGUUACAAGUUGAACUGGACUGAAUACCACGAUUACACAACUAUUGCGUUGUUUCUUGCCGAGUUGGCCCAAAAUUACCCUAGCAUUGUGACAUUGAUUACCAUUGGCAAGACGUACGAAAACAGGGAGAUGUACAUGGUUAAGAUUUCUAAUGCCCAAACAGCAAACCCCAACAAAAAUGCCAUCAUCGUCGAUGGAGGUAUUCAUGCUCGUGAAUGGAUUUCACCUGCUUGGAACACUUGGCUCAUCCAUGAGUUGGUUGAAAACUAUGCUGCCCAUCCCCAAUAUGUCGACAAUCUUGAUUGGUUCAUUCUACCAGUUAUGAAUCCUGAUGGCUACGUAUAUUCCUUUGCAGAUGAUCGCUUAUGGCGUAAAAACCGAAAGCCAGUAAAUGGUCCCUGUGUCGGCAUUGACCUCAACCGUAACUUCGGAUUCCACUGGAAUGAAGGAGGAGCUGCAGGUAACGGCUGUGAUCAAACAUAUCACGGACCAACUGCCUUCAGCGAAGACGAAAGCGCCAAUGUUCGCGAUGCUAUUCUUUCAGUUGCAAAUGGAAGAACUAAAGCUUACCUGACCUACCAUUCUUACGGUCAAUAUUGGCUCACACCUUGGGGCUAUACCGCCGAUUUGCCCGAAGACUACCCACAGCUGUUUGAUUUGGCUCAGAAUGCUGUCAACAGCUUGACCGCUGUCUACGGGACUCAGUAUACAAUUGGAUCUUCUACCAACGUUCUCUAUGUUGCAUCGGGAGGUAGCGAUGACUGGGCAAAGGGAGGAGCCGGAAUUCCAUAUUCCUAUACUGUCGAGCUUCGAGAUACAGGAGAUUUCGGAUUCCUACUUCCAGCUGACCAAAUCAUCCCGAAUAAUUUGGAGAUGUGGGAAGCCAUGAAAGUUGUAGCAGAAUACGUCACCGGACUCGUCUAAUUACAUCAUGUCAUUCCAUCACGUUAUCUUAAAACAUUGCUAAUGCAAUAAAUAAAUCGUAGUUCAGAACUGA